AUGUGUAGGUUAGGUUGGUCUGAGAAACUGGCAUCGGUGGAUUUUAUUUUGCUCUCUUUUUUUGUCUAUUUUUUUGCAUUAUUUUUAUCGCUUUGAACGUGUUGUCGUACAAUGUCACGUAUGAUUUUUACUUAAAUAGUGAUUAUUUAAGCAGAACAUAUUGAAAUAUUUUGUAUUUAUACUGGUAUACAAAAUGUAGCAACUAUCACUUAUAUAUGUAUUUGUCCAAUUGUAUAUAUUUCAAAACGUAAAGAUAUAAAUAUAUGUUCAAAAGUGAUAUUAACAAAGUACAUGUAUAUUGUAGUUUUAAAUUGCAAGGUUUGUUUCUUUUAAUAAGCAUGAUUGUGCUAAAACUAGAUUUAUGUUAUUAUUAAUAAUGUCACACAUAAAUAUUUAUCUUGUAAUUUAUUAACAGCUGCAUGGAUCUUGUAUUUUUGCGAAUUCAUAAAGUAUGAAUAAAUGAAAUUAUGUUGUUGACAAAAAACAAAAUAUAUAUAUAUAUAUAAUUAUGAUACUAUAUAAUAAAAUAUGAUAUUUCUUUAAUUAAAAAUACUAGUGGAGCAAUAGCAAAGACUUAUCACCAGAAUCUACUGUGGUGCUGAUACGGCAUGUUAAAAUAAGGCAAGUUAACGAGGGAGAUGAGCCACAAUAUUGCAGGCAUGCCACCCUUCGCAAGGAUGCCUUUGGGGGGUAUGGGUAUGGGUGUGAAUAUGGGUCCUAGUGCCCCACAUCCUGAAUCUUCUGCUCACCCUCAUCCUCCACCACCACCACCGACCGGUGCCAAUCCAAAAAAGAAAAGACGUACAAAUGCAAAUGUUGCUCAACCACCUCCGCAACAACCUCCAAUAGUGCAGGAUUUACUACCUCCACCUUUAACUGGCUAUGGGGACACGAUAGUAGCGAGUAACCCUUUCGACGAUACACCGCCACAAACUACACAAACGCCAAUGAUGCAUGGUGGACCACCCCAUAUGCAUCCUCAUCACCCACAUCAUAUGAGUGGGCCACCUAUGAGAGGCAUGAGCCCUUUAACUUCUAUAGGUGGAAUGAGUCCUAUGAUGCCUCACAACAUGGGAAGUAUGAGUCCAAUGGGAAAUUCACCUAUGACAAAUCACAUGAACCAUAUGGGAGCAAUGUCUCCUAUGAAUCAUGCACCAAUCGGUGGUAUGAGUCCAAUGAAUAAUAUGGGACCUAGUAUGCCACCUGGUCCGAUGAAUACUAUGAACAAUCAUAUGAAUAUGAGUCACAUGGGUAAUUCUCAGCUUAGUGGUCCACCUAUGGGUAGUCCAAUGAAUAACAUGAACAGCGGCCCAAUGGGUAGUCCAAUGAAUAACAUGGGACAUAGCAUGGGAAGCCCUAUGGGUGGUCCAUUAGGAUCUCCUAUGAAUACAAUGGGUGGGUCAAAUCACAUGCCUAAUGGACCAAUGAAUAUGAACAAUAUUAAUAGCCAUAUACCACCCAAUAGCCCACUAAACGGGCCGUCUAUAAACAGUGUAAACAGUCCGUUGGGACAUAACGGAUCUCAACCACAUCCGAAUCAUAUGGGAAAUAAUCUUAAUAACUUAGGAAGGCCCAUGAAUGGACCUAUGACGACCAUGAGUUCUAUGGUAUCCAACAACAUGAACAUGAGUGGUCCAAAUCAAAUAAAUAACAUGAACAUGGCUGGACCGCCAAUGAAUAACAUGUCUAAUAUGAGUAUUAGUCAUCAUAGUCAAAUGAGUCAUAUGGGUGGUCCAAUGGGUACAAUGUCUAGUAAUAUAGGCGGUGGUCCACCAAUGGGUCAUCCCAUCAACAUGGGAGGUUCCAUGCCACCUCAUGGUUUUCAGGGUCCGCCAGGAAUGGGACCAAAACCAAUGCCAGUUUCUGCAGGAAAGAUAUAUCCUCCAGAUCAGCCAAUGGUGUUUAAUCCACAAAAUCCUAAUGCUCCACCCAUUUAUCCUUGUGGAGUAUGUCACAAAGAAGUGCAUGAUAAUGAUCAAGCGAUUCUUUGUGAAUCAGGUUGUAAUUUUUGGUUUCACAGGGGAUGCACAGGAUUGUCGGAAACUGCCUAUCAAUUAUUAACGGCAGAAGUUUAUGCCGAAUGGGUGUGUGAUAAGUGCUUGCAAUCGAAAAAUAUACCUUUGGUUAAAUUUAAACCAUAACACUUCUUGACUCGUCGUAUAUGCGACACACGAGUGACUCUUUGUUAGCGUCUACACCUUGUACACGCACACAUGCGCGUGUAAUUGCACACACAUAAACAUAUACGGCAUACACUAAUGCACGAGCGAAAUCGUGUAUACAAUAUAAACAUGCGCUGUUUGUUAAUAUCUUAGCUUUAACUUGUUGAAAUAUUAGGGUAUCACUAUGAGUCGUAUUGGUGAAUGAGAUAACAGGAACGACAUAUGUUUGUUCAAAAGUUACAUUGCUAAGUCUGUCCGCAGACAAGUGGAUUCAUCAGUUUAGAAAGUUAUUUAUCUUUUAAUUUCUCAUAUUAUUGAUUCGUUUUCGAUCGUCAGAUAUAUACGAAAAUCUGAGUUCAGAAGACAUACAAAUUUUAAAAAUAAUGUAAGUAUUAAAAAUUGUACAAUCAUCGCUGAACUUAAUUUGCUUUGUUAUUUCUAAUUGCAUUUAAUACAAAAUUUAAAAAAUAAUUAUACGAU
Messenger RNA from Heterotrigona itama, 2642 nucleotides. NCBI's taxonomy places the organism in Eukaryota, Metazoa, Arthropoda, Insecta, Hymenoptera, Apidae. The record is from the annotation of a GenBank genome assembly.